UUACCCCUCCCAGCAAGGCCAGGGCAAGAGCGGCAGCGAUGGAGGAGGCAGAGGCUGGGCCGAGGCGGCGGCGCCGCCGCUCGGGUGGCCGGAGCAGCUCGGAGCAAUCGCCUAGCCCCGACCGCCUGGACGUGAGCUCACCGCACUUCGACCCGUUGCUGGCGCUGUACUCGGAGCGCACGCCUCUGCCGUACCCGGCCGCGCCCUGCUUUAACAACCUGGCCGAGUAUGAGAGCUUCCAGCGCGGCCUGCUUCGCGGCCCCGGCCGCCAGCGGGGGGCCUCGGCCCGCAGCAGCCGCCCUUCUGGGACUCGUAACCGGAGCCGACCUGGCCGUCCUCCCGCCGACCCGGAGCGCAUCGAGCGCCUCCGCAGCCUCAUGGUAGCAAGGGAGCCCGGGCGAGAGGCGGCUGAGAAGGUCAGACCGCGGGGCAGGAGGGCGCCGCGCAACGUCCUCACCAGGAUGCCCCUUCAUGAGGGCAGUCCACUUGGAGAACUUCACCGCUGUGUCCGAGAUGGUGUUAAAGUCAAUGUCCAUAUCCGAACUUUCAAAGGUCUUCGUGGUGUAUGUACUGGAUUCUUGGUUGCAUUUGACAAGUUCUGGAAUAUGGCCUUGACAGAUGUGGAUGAGACAUACAGGAAACCUGUAUUGGGCAGAGCUUUCUACGUCGAACCACAGUUGACCCUCACCAGAUUGUUCGACAGACUUAGACUGCAGGAAUCUGUGGCUAAGAAAGGAACUGACUCAAAGAUGGCUGCAGAUCUACCAGGCCUUUCAUGUGAUCCUAGGACACGUGGGAAGAAGGCUAGGUCUGCUCGUGGAAGAUCAGAAGAACACUGUGAAGCAAAGAAGCAUUCAAGCAGAGAGCGGGCACGGAGCUCUAGCUUGCCUCAAGCCUUUGGGAAGGAGGUUGAUCUGCCUGGCAGAAUCUUGCAUACAGAGGGGACAAGUGCAAGCGGCACAAGAGGUCGGUCGCGGAAAAAGCGGAGGCCCAGAGUGGAUUACCAGCAAGUAUUCACACGACACAUAAACCAGAUUUUUAUUCGAGGGGAGAAUGUCUUGCUUGUUCACCUAGCACAUUGAGCUGACUGAGCCUGAUUAACUAACAACAUGAAUUGCAGCAACAGCUGUGUGCUAGUCAGCGGUGUUGUGAGACAGAGGUUAUGAAUGACAUUUCUCUAUGCUCAUUGAGAAGGCUUUUUUGACCAGAAGAAAGAAUCGGAAACAGUACUCUAAAGUACAGGAGCAUCUUGAACUAGUUCCCAGCUUGUUCAGACUAUAAUGUAGCUAGGGUUUAUUAAAGAAACUGAUAAUGCCAGAUCCUGAAGGCCUCGUGGACCUUUUGAAAUUAUGAUGCCUGGAUAGAGAACAAAUAUUGUGUAUAUUUUGAGGGUGUAUAACAUGAAAGCUGAGACAGAUGCCGAACAUUCUGUUUUUGCUAAGCAGUUACAAAAAAAGAAGUCAGUGACCUUGGUGCUUCAUUGCUAGAAUGGUAGUAAUCUAAAAUUAUGGGAAGGCAUGCUUUGAAAAAUAAGGGUAUUAAGGAGCUUGUGAAAAGCUAGGUUUUAGCUUACUUGCACCCAUCUCCCUCAUUCCUCCUCCCCCUUAAUAGUGUGCUGGCCCAAAAGAGGUACUCUAGUCUUGAGCUGCAGCACCCUUUGUUGUCUAAACUGGUAUGUAGAGCAAAAAUGAAUGGAAACGGAAGUGAGUGGUCAUUGCAUGGCAACAUUCACUAGAAAGAGCCUUCAUUUAAUUUUUCUUUGUGUGAACAAAAUAGAAGUUUUGCCUUUUCUUCAAUACUAUAAUGCUUAUGCUCUUAAUCCACCCUUCUCUGCUUUCUCCGUCUAUAAUACCAGCAAAUAAUGUAACUUCCCUAACAAGAGUUUGUCUAAAUGUAUUAUAAGUUGGUUUAAACAAUCCAGUCUCUUAAAGUUGUUCCUGUCCCUUUGUGCAGCAGAGCUAUGAAGACUUAAGUUGAUGUACAUAUGUUGCUGGAACUAUUUGGGAGAACAGGUGGGAUAUGUGCCAGCCACAGUCAUACAGUGCGUUGAGGUGCUAAUUUCCCAGCAUAUGAUGGCAGUCACAGAUAUUGCUACAUUCAGUAUUGAGAAGAUUGUUCCUGCUGUCUUCUAGGUUAUGAAUGACAUCUCUGUAAUGUUAGUUAGGUUCUUCCCAAGAAGCAUGUUUACGGCUACUGCAAGGCAUGAAUAGUGAUUAUUUAGAAAAAUCAGUGGUAUUAAUUGUUCUUCUUUAUCAGGUAAUCAGAAGAACUGUGCAAGAUGUAACAAUGCUUAUGUAUGAACUGUCUGCCAAGAAAGAUUUCAUGGUGCUAUUUAAGGUUGCCGUAUGUUUACAAUGUGUAUAUAUAUAUGUGUGUGUGUGUGGGUGUAUAUAUGGUGGUGUUCUGAUAUCUAGACUUUUUCUGAAUGUCUUGUAAUGCAAAGAAUGUUCAUUAAUAGUAAAGGGCAUUUUCAAAGUC
This is a messenger RNA of Heteronotia binoei (common prickly gecko), 2478 nucleotides long. RefSeq names its product LSM11, U7 small nuclear RNA associated (gene LSM11). Lineage: Eukaryota; Metazoa; Chordata; Lepidosauria; Squamata; Gekkonidae. The coding region runs from base 39 to 1082 and encodes 347 amino acids. Gene Ontology annotation, biological process: mRNA 3'-end processing by stem-loop binding and cleavage. The record is from RefSeq and is a predicted model, not a curated record. Gene Ontology annotation, cellular component: U7 snRNP. Gene Ontology annotation, molecular function: U7 snRNA binding. The transcript is spliced from 4 exons.